AUGCCACGGCAGAUACUACGACAAUCUGAGCAGCCGCUGCAGCUGGACAAUUCUGAACAGCGCAAGGACAAGGAUCUCAACAGCGGAUAUGGACACAACCCUUCACAGCCGCCGCCGCCGCCAUACAUUCCUCAAGAGCAGACAGAAGUUUCUGGCGCUGUGGACGAUUUGGGAGAUGAUUUGUUUUCUUUGCGAGGCGGCUCAUCGCAACCAGCGAUGAUCGGCAAGACUUCCACCCCGCCCGGCGCAGGCAAGGAGAACGACAGCAAGAAGACCGCCGGACAGGAAGCUGUGGUGCCGACUCCGGCAGAGAGGCCCACGAUGACAUAUCGCAAACGCAAGCCGGCGUGGGAGUGGGAAAUUCGACGGGCGAAGAUCUGGAACUGGCGGCUGGGAUGCGAGGAAGCAUUGGAUCUGCGACAAAGACAUCACAACAAGUCAUGGAAGAAGUCAGGACAAUGGAAUCCGACAAUGCGACCACACCCUACCAUGACAAUGUCCACUACCGACCUCGACUCCCAACGCGCUCUCUUCUCCCGCUACCACGGCCUCCUCGACACCGACAACCUUCUCACCGCCCAGCGUGCUGAGACCGCCCGCCUAUUCCUCCGCCUCGCGCAGCGCAAAGCGAUCAUCCUCUCCACUCCGCAUGCGUCCGGAAUACAUCUCUGCUUAUGCGCUAGGAGAGCUCGCCCGCGUCUUGGGUACAGAGGCUGGAGAGAGGGUCUUGGAGGGGAGGGACCGGAGAUUGAGGGACAUCCAAGAGGAGGUGCGCGAGGAGAUAUUGCGGUUCUACAAGGAGAAGAACGGAGGAGGAUACUCGCGCCUGCACUACGAUCUUUCGCCAGGAUACACGCCUGCACACUGAGCCUCCGCAGCCCGCCCUCCCUUUCAUUUCAUUCAUUCAUUCCCACCUCGCCGGCUCGCAGACGUCACCCGGAAGACCCUCGUGACCCAGAAACCACCCAAGCGGACGCCCAAACCUGCCUCGCAGACACCCGCCGCGCCUCCGACUAUGCUGUGCUAUCGGGCCAGAAUGCGCAGCAGGCGAUUCAGGAGGCGGAGCAGGCGAUGCGGACUGCCCUGUCAUUCCACCGGACAGCCAUGUGA
This is a messenger RNA of Zymoseptoria tritici IPO323, 1110 nucleotides long. RefSeq lists its product as uncharacterized. The transcript has 7 exons. NCBI's taxonomy places the organism in Eukaryota, Fungi, Ascomycota, Dothideomycetes, Mycosphaerellales, Mycosphaerellaceae. The record is from RefSeq and is a predicted model, not a curated record. Bases 1 to 1110 code for a protein of 369 amino acids.